Fundulus heteroclitus (mummichog) is the source of this 2386-nucleotide messenger RNA. RefSeq lists its product as uncharacterized. Bases 59 to 928 code for a protein of 289 amino acids. Lineage: Eukaryota; Metazoa; Chordata; Actinopteri; Cyprinodontiformes; Fundulidae. The record is from RefSeq and is a predicted model, not a curated record. The transcript has 3 exons.
AGAACGUUUGCGGGUUCAAAACGGUUUCAAAACAAACGCCUUCCUUCUUUUUAAUCAAAUGGUGAAAUGGUGCACAGCUACCAAUGGAAGCAGACACUUGGUGGACGAGAUCCUCCACAGUAUCCUCUUUCUGGGAAAAAUUACUAUUCCCAGCUUCUCUCCAGAAGAGAUUUUUGGCGAUGUGUUAGAUGGUCUAAAGAACACGUACCCCGAACCUUUUGAAUCCUGUGAGACUCAUCUUCCCAGGCGGAGUCCAUUUUCCUGCGUUCUGGAUAUGGUUGUUCUGCAGAAUCAACCUAAUAAUGAAGAUGCGAUCAGGAGCAGUUUAAAAAAUCUUGUCAACAGCUUGGAAGCAAAAGUUUUGACCUCCAACAGCUUGGAAGCAAAAGUUUUGACCUCCACGGUCGUCUGCGUCUCUCAUUCCAAUACUUCUGGCAAGCAUUAUGGAGUCUCUAUGUCCACCACUGUUCCAUUCGCUCGAAAAAUUGUGAUCGCUGCCUCCUGCUUAAGCUCUUACUGGGAUGAAUAUGUGGCUGGAGCAGUGAUGAGCUAUGAUCCUGACCGGAUGACGAGGAGGGAGUACUUUGAUGGAACCAUCAACUUUCCUCAGGAAGCCACAUGCAAGGCAUACUUAGUUACAGAUGUAACAGAGUAUAAGCCACCUUGCAAGUCUUGUCAGGAGCUCUUUGGCUUGCCAGACGAAGAAACAGAAGAACCAAGGUUUCCUUAUGGGAACUGUGCAGAAGCUGAGAGUCUAAGCAAUUUAUUUAAAAGUGACGAAACAAUUAAACAGCAAUGUCAGCCAAUCUCUCCACUUCAUACACCAGAAAACAGAGAGACAGCCAGAGCUGAUACCCAGAUGUUUCUUAAAGAUGUUCUAGAAAGAGCUCGCUUUAACACAUGGGAGAAUCAUUACUACCCAGCCUAAAUACAACAGCCUUGCAAAAAGGGCCGAGGUUGUACAAUAACACUGUCGCUUAGCCAUUAGCUAGCUUCCUGUAUCAAAUUUUUCAUUAACAGAGGUGUCAAAUGUAUUCACAUUUAUCACUCAAGUAGAAGUAUAGAUACUAGAAUUUAAAAAUACUUCUGUAGAAGUAGAACAUCCCGUCCAAGUCCACAGGUGCCUAUUAUGCACUGCCCUCCUCCUCUCAAGAAAAACAUAUUUUUAAAGUCCAUUAUUACUAUGACCAUAAAGUAUGAUGUUAAUAUUGAAAAAAAUUGGGACUGGGUGUUUCACCCACAUAUAUAUGUCCAUUGAAAAGCAUUUAAUGUAAUGCAAAUAUAUAAAAAGUCUAAAUAGGUGCAACACUAUGCAUCUACACGGGCUUCAUGGUGCAGAUAAUCUGUUGUCUGGUUGCCUACAAGUAUUGGUGUAAAAAGUCUUCAGAGACGUAUUACCAAUAACCUUUUACUUGUUAUUAUUGGAAAGUCAAUGAACACCCAAGUGCAGCUAUAGGAAUUGAUGAGGGCAACAAAUGUAAGAUAACAAAACUGGAAGUGAAAAUGAGUGCAUUGCCCUCUAUAACAAUUACCCUUGUAUGGCUGUCUGUAUACUGUAGAUAGUGUUUGCAAAAUAAAUGAUUAAUCGAAGCGCUUAGUUAAAAAAUGGAAAAGGAAACUAACUAAUAAUCCUAAAAAUGCUCUGUUCUUCUAAGUUUUGUUCUUCUUAAGUAUUUGUUGGGCGUUUGGCAAACAACUUGGUGCAUUACCGUCUCCAACCACAAUCAAAACCACUGUUCAGGUAGCACUAUUUAUCUGAAUAUUAUUUUUGUAUUUUUUGACAAGCCGGAAGGAAAACAAGCUAAAAUAAAAUAGAAGUUACGAGAUUAUUUUCAAAAAUGUAAGGAGUGUAAAGUUCACACGAUUGCAUGAAAAUGUAAGGAGUAGAAGUAAAAAGUUGGUUAAAAAUAAUAAAAAAUAGGCCAAAUUUCUACUUAAGGUAACAAAACAUUUUUAAGUAGUGAUUUGACACCUCUGUUUAUUGACCAAAUAUUGUAUUGCUCUUUCACCAUCAGCAUUAUUAAUCAUGCCUAACUUUGUAUGUAAUCUUAACUUUACUGAUGUUAAACAAAAUCCUGCAUUUAUCCAGUUUUUAGUUGUCAGUAUGAUAACAGACUCACCGCUAGAUGGCAGAAGAACCAAGUAUAAUGAAUCUGUUGAGUUUCUCUAGGUCUUGUUUCACACUCCUACCUUCUCUCUGUGUAGUCUAUAUACUUCUAGGGAGGCCUGCAGACACAAAUUAAUUAAUUAAUUAAUUAAUGUAAAAUGACAUAAUUGCUGUACUACUUAUCCAGAUCUGCACUUAUUGCUUUUACUUUGCUGGUAUUGUAUCUUGUAUUGUGUUUCUCUAAUACUUCACAUCCUUGUAAAGAAUCAUUUUACUAUU